CACUCACGGACACUGGUCGCCAGGUGGCGCUAUGCACAGCCUGUGCGCGAUGCACCGACUGCGCAACUGGCGCAAAGAAGAAACUCGUACAAUAUGGCUGCUUCCUAGGGUUGCCAUGUGAUAGUUUAUAGUUUGGGAAAGUUGGUUAUCUGUUUUAAAGUGAGGUUGUGCAUUAAUUUAGGGAUCACGUUGAUUUUGACUUCAUUAUAUGCUAAAGGGUCAACUAUAGCUCAGAAUAAUCCACCAUGCAGCACGACGAUGUAAUAUGGGACCUUAUAGGCAGUAAGCAAUUCUGUUCCUAUAAAGUAAAAACAAAGACCAAAAAUUUCUGCCGGAACGAGUACAACACCACCGGUCUGUGCAAUCGCCAGUCGUGCCCACUCGCUAACAGCCAGUAUGCCACCGUUAGAGAGGAGAAAGGUCGGUGUUACCUGUACAUGAAGGUUAUUGAAAGAGCUGCCUUCCCAGCGCGCAUGUGGGAGAAGGUGAAGCUGAGCGAGUGUUAUGAGAGAGCCCUGCAGGAGAUUGACGAGAACCUCAUUUACUGGCCUCGGUAUUACCGGCACAAGUGCAAACAGCGCUUCACCAAGAUCACACAGUAUCUCAUUCGCAUUCGCAAACUCACGCUGAAGAGACAGAGGAAACUGGUGCCACUUAGCCGAAAAGUAGAGAGGAGAGAAAAAAGGAGAGAGGAAAAAGCCCUUAUUGCUGCCCAGCUGGACAACGCCAUAGAGAAGGAACUCUUGGAGAGGUUAAAGCAGGGCACGUAUGGGGAUAUCUACAACUUCCCCAUCCACGCUUUUGAUAAAGCCCUGGAGAAACAGGACGAGGAGAGCGAGUCCGAAGCUGAGGAAGAGGAUGAUGAAGAAGGGGAGGAUGAGGAUAAAGGGAGGAGAGAAUUUGUUGCAGAUGACGAGAUUGAAGAAAGUGACCUCAGCGAUUUUGAGGAUAUGAACAACCUAAAGGUCAGCGAUGAAGAGGAAGGAGACUCCAGUGAGGAAGAAGAGGAAACGGAGGAAGAGAUGGAGGGGUCGCCUGGGGCCAAGUCAAAAGGAAAGACUCCACUCAAAGGACCGGUUAGGAAGAAACGGCCUUACGUGGAGAUAGAGUACGAGCAGGAGACUGAGCCUGCUCCCAAGAGCAAGGCCUCUUAGGACUGAAGAGCCCUGCCCACUGCACUGGAGCCCCGCCUUCAGCACAGACCCCCACCCCCCGUUCAUGUCUCUGCAGUGACUAGUCUGGCGCGCACACACACACUGUCGUCCAGGAAAUCUCCACCAUGUGGUGUGACAGUUUUUUCUGUAUGAUACAGUUAAGCAGAACAGGGUGUGUUUUAUGUAGUUUUGGUCAGAUGUGCUGAUUAAAACCUUCUAAGAUAAUACAGGAUAAUACAUUACAUUUUGACUCCUGCCCCUUUUAAAAAAAUGUUAAUAUUUAACUUGUUGUUGUUGUUAACCUUUUGCGUAUUGUUAAAUAUGGUCCCUCCUAUUGAAAUAAAUCUUUAGUGUUAAAUUCAAACCAAUUAUAGAACAUUCUCCACCAUGCACCUUCUGUUGUGUUCUUAGCAGCCAACCACCACCAGAAACCCCUGCACCGGAGAUCAGGGAUUAAGGGCAGUCUUGGACCAAAAAGCAUUAACAGGAAAUUCAUUUUAGGAUAGGAUUAGGUUUAAUCUGGGAGAACUGCAUUUCAAGUCAGGACUCAAGAUGGACAAAAUGUUGUAAACACCAGAUGAAAGGAGACGUUUAAACAAAUGCGUUUGUGGGUGUACUGAGUAAACGUAGCUUAAGGGAACAGCUACACCUGAUCAUUUAUGGGAAAUAACUAAAGGACUAAACAGAAUCGAAUAAUUACUUUUAGAUUGAAUGCAGCAUAAUUUACUUUCAUGACAUUUGGCAGAUGCUCUUAUUCUGAACAACUUGUAUGUUUAUCGGUGUGACAUUACAUGUGCUGCCUGGCAAAUAUAGCCCAUGUUCUGGCUGCGUGAACAGGUGAACUGCAGGAGCCUAUAGUGUUUUAAGAAAACAUCUGUGAUUUUCACUAGAAUAAAAAUGGCCCAUGAAAAAUGACAAGGUUUGGUAGAGAGAACUGAACAGUAAAAACAGCAGACGUAAUAUCUGUCUAGCCCAAAAGAUCCUGAAGGAUAGUGUGGUGUCACAAAAAACCGGAGGUUGCGCUUUGGACUGUGUUGGAAGCAUUAAGAUGGGAUUUAGGUCCAAAGCAACCAUUUUCAGAGUGAAGGCAGUUAAUUAUGGGAUUGGUGGGAUUUGAUCAAAUCUGGAAGCCGGUCAAAGGCAGGGCAAGACUGUACUCAGAACAGUGACUUAAUGAUCGAUGGAGGACAAUAGUGCACUUCUGUUCCUAGACAGUCAGAAACAGAACACAGUGAAGAAGUCCCAACACAAAGAUGGAUGAAAUGAGUUUAGCUGGAUGUAGAUGGCAGGACUAGGGCUGGUAGUGUUCCUGUCUCUUUCAUGUUUGGCUCAUAGUAAGUGCUCAGUUGAGAAGAAUGUAUUAGAUGAUGUACAGCAAGAAAGAGACUCUAGAGUUAACCUCAUGCGCCACUCAAAGAACAAGUGAUUAAGACACAGACUGCCCGGAGCGCGAGUGUGAGCAGGAGACAGCGGUUGCUCCCAAGGGUAAGGCCAAAGCCCUUGGGCCUCGUUGAAAAAAACAGUUUCUGCACCGCUCAGGUGUAUUUUUAAAAUUAAUGGUUUUUGCGGUGUUGUGGUGCUCUAUUUGUUCCUCUCAAGAUACAUUUAAAUAUGAAAGAGUGGGCGCUUAUAUACAGCUCACAUGAUAUCAUGGGUCUAAACAGUUUUCAGUCAAACUGUAAAAUAAAGACGUUUGGACAUGUCAGCCUU
Electrophorus electricus (electric eel) is the source of this 2864-nucleotide messenger RNA. It is a transcript of the gene mak16, whose product is annotated as MAK16 homolog (S. cerevisiae). Gene Ontology annotation, biological process: maturation of 5.8S rRNA; maturation of LSU-rRNA. Gene Ontology annotation, cellular component: preribosome, large subunit precursor; nucleolus. The record is from RefSeq and is a predicted model, not a curated record. Lineage: Eukaryota; Metazoa; Chordata; Actinopteri; Gymnotiformes; Gymnotidae.